AUGCAUCAAGCACCGUUGAGUACGGCUACCAAUGCUACUUCUGCGAACACCCAAGCUGAAUUCCACCGCGCAGUCUCGGCGCCUUCCUUCGACUGCAAUGAGCCGUGUAUGGGGGCUUCGACCGAGAUGUGCGGAGCAGCCAAUCGCAUGAAUAUCAUCCGGGCAAACUGUUACGGCACACCCGUUCCGACAGGCCAUGCGUGCCUGUCUGCAGCGACGAAGGAGUUGCCGUUCUGCAACACGAGUCUGUCCAUCGGUGCCCGCCUCGACGACCUCAUUGGACGCCUCAGUCUUCAGGAGAUGGCCGGUCUCAUUGGCCCCGAUCCCGUCACCAGCCCAUGCGCCUUCCUUGACUACGGCGUCAAGAGGCUUGACAUCCCGCCGUAUCUGCAUCUGGUGGAGACGAACACGGCCGUUGUCUCUGCGUGCAUCAUCAGCCAGGACAAGUGUGCCACCACCUUCAUUGCCCCCACAGGUCUUGGCGCAACCGUCGUAUCCACGGAGAUGCGCGCCUUCAACGAUCUCAACUGGCACAGAGGUGGCGGCGUCUUGCAGAAGAUCGUACUCACAGACCCGUGCUUGAGCGGUGAGUGCGCUGCUGCUGACGUCACCGGCUGCCAGGACGGCACAGACAAGAAGUACAAGAAAAUGACAGCAGGUUUCAAGCACUUUGACGCGCACUCGGUCGAGACAAACCGCAUGGCAUUCAACGGGAACAUGUCUACCUUUGACUUCUGGGACACCGAGACUGCGGUGCGAUUUGCACACAUGGUCAACGCCAACAAGCACGCGUGCGACCCCGUCGACGCCGUCGCGAAGACGCUGAACGGCGGCGCGGACAUGGAGCUCUGGGGGACAUACUGCACCAAAAACAGCCACUUGGGGCAGGCUGUGCAGCAGAACCGCACAACAGUCCACACAGUGCACAACGCCUUGCGGCAGGCAUCGAUGAGUGCACGGCCUGCAGACCCAAGCCUCACCUCCAAUAACGGCCGCUGCAUCAGCGAGUACCCCGAUGGCGAGUAUGAGCUCGCCCAUGCUCCUCAUCUUCUGACGCCGUCUGCUCUCCCUGGACCGAGUGCAAGCCUGGCCGGAAGGAGUUUGUCUGUCUCUGGCAACGCCGUGCGCGACCGCGUAUGCGUGAGCUGCACCCUCGGCAUGGAGUACCAGCCGCUGCCGGAACGCGCCUCGUGCUUCCCCACCAGCGUGUGCGAGGAGCCCUUUAUCGAGACCAUCCCGCCCACGCUCACCACAGACCGCCUGUGCUCCUGCGACACGCUCACCUGCAACAAGCUCGUCACGCAGCUGUUUGAGGAGAUGGUGUGCGCCAAGCCCACGGACGAGCAGCUCGACGUGGUGCUUGACGUGUGCUGCUCCAACCAGGGCGAGGAUUGCAUCCGCGACACCAUUCGCCAGAUGGACGCCUACGAGGCACGCCACUCCUGCCCAGGCUGCACAGACACGUGCGAGUGCAGCGCUGGCUUCAUCCUUCGCACCCGCGCCCCCACCUCCACCUCCAACACCAAGUGCGAGCCAUGCCCCAUCGGCACCACCGACCACGACCGCAACCCGCUCACCGCCUGCCAGCCGUGCCUUUACGGCCACUAUGUGCCUGCGGGCUCCAUCGGCUCCUGCAAGCAGUUCCUGUGCCCGGCUGGCACCGCCGACCUGGACCGCCGCAACGCCAGCACACGCCGUGUACGCCGUGCCAGGCUGGCGUGGACUUUGCCGCCCUCUCUGGCCCAGCGCGAUUGCACACCUGUGACGGAGUGCGACCUCGGCUACGAGGAGAUGGUGCGCCCCACCAUCUUCACCGACCGCCAGUGCCGCCGCUGCAUCGAGGCCCUGUUCUACCGCGACAGCAACACGGACUUCUCCACGCGCGUGUGUCGCCCUGCGAGCCUGGCUCUGCCAGAUGGGCCGCACGUGCCCCAACAACACGUUCAUCUCGCGCCUGCUCACGCCCACGACGCAGAACCACAGGCAUCUGCUCGCCGUGGACGCAGUGCCUGUCUAACAGAGUACGAGCUCGUUGCGCCGUCGCUGGUCAACGACCGUGAGUGCCAGCGCGUGCGCACUCGUGCCAGGACACGGAGUAUGAGGUGUCGGCGGCCACGGCCACGACGGACUGCCUCUGCACCACCAUCAGCGACGCAGCUUGAGUUCAACGCCCUUGCCGACACGCAGUCGCGCCACGAGGCGUUUGAGGCCGCGCUGGGCACCAUUAUUGCCACCGUCGCUUCCAUCAACGAGGACUUUACGGCGCGCCUCUUCAACCGAUCCGUCUCUGGCGACAUUACCGUCAUGGCCUUCACCGCAUCGCCGUGCGAGGCCGACGCGUUCCUGGACGACUCGUCCCUUUGGUUGCACGGCAACCAUCUCAAGGCAUCGGAUGCUGUUGGCUCUUGGACCAUCACGGCGCUGUUGGAAGAACCGCUAGCAGCAGCAGUGGUUGUGGUGGUCGUGGUGCACGCCAUGGCUACAGCAGCGACAGCUGAUGAGGUGGUGGUGGUGAAUGUGCUUGCAUUCCUCACGAGUUCCAGCAACAGCAAGGAGGUGGUCGCCGUGCUUCUGGUGGGCACACAUGUGUUGACUAUUGUUGGUGCCAUGGCUGGCAGCAGCAGUUGCUGCAAUGCGAGGCAAUAGCAAUGAAGAAGAAGGUGGAUGUAUGUGGGAGUGCACGGCACGCAGUCACCCUCCCUUUGUGCUUUGCUGUGCAAUUGGCGUGUGCGCACACCGAUGACGACGAUGAUGAGACGGCGGCCAAUCAAAUCACUUCCCAUCUGAGGAACCAUCGCUUCGUGGCUGGUGCACGCGUACAUCCCUUUCUUCCUUCAGGCCGGCCAUCGACAGAGCAGCGUUGCAGUGCGCCAUGUGGUGUUUGAUGAUGCGUCACUGUUGUUGUCACUGCGUUGGCUCUUUGUUCACAUGCACGCCGCGCAUACUCAAUGUGCUUCCUUCCUUCCUUCCUUCCUUCCUUCUUGCUGCCUCUUCUCCCACUCUCCCUUUUCAGUGAUGUGUGUUUGGUUGCUGGC
Molecule: messenger RNA, 3035 nt
Organism: Salpingoeca rosetta
Lineage: Eukaryota; Choanoflagellata; Craspedida; Salpingoecidae
Exons: 16
Coding region: 1-2646 (881 amino acids)
Biological process (GO): carbohydrate metabolic process
Molecular function (GO): hydrolase activity, hydrolyzing O-glycosyl compounds
Source: RefSeq, a predicted model, not a curated record